Messenger RNA from Racocetra persica, 259 nucleotides. The record is from the annotation of a GenBank genome assembly. Lineage: Eukaryota; Fungi; Glomeromycota; Glomeromycetes; Diversisporales; Gigasporaceae.
CGAAAACAAUAAAAUAUCAAGCUAUCUUCAGGCUAUAGUUGAAAACUGUGAAGAAAAUGAUGAAAACAAAGGUGAAGAAAAUGAUGAAAGCAAAGGUAAAGAAAAUGAUGAAUAUGAAGGUGAAAAAUAUGAAGGUAUAUUUUUAAGAGGUAAGUUGGAUUCUGACGAUGAGCUAUAUGCUGAAAAUGUAACAGAUCAUAAAGUGUUAGAUAUGGAUAUAAUAGAUAUCGAUACAAUGAAUAUCGAUGAAGUAAUGUAA